GUAAUUGCAGUUAUUCCCACAUCAGAAAGCUGAUUUUCUUAUAUAAGAAAAUGUAUUUGAAGAUAUAAUUGACAGUUUCGAAAGACCCGCAAGAGGUUAAAACAGGGCGCACUUGGGGUGCUUUAAGAUAUCGCUAUGCACUCUGGGAAUAACAGUUCAUGUCACAUAUAUCGUAUUGGCAAGUUUUUGAUUUCGGUCAUCGUUGGUAUCGGAGAUGCUCUGCAAGUUUGAGAUGAGGCUUUAUAAGAACCUCACGAAAUUAUCAUUUUCCCCUCCGCCGUUUAAAGCUAGCCACAUAUUAGUUUCACUUUGUUUUACACCAUGGACGCCAGAAAUGAUUCAUGGACAUUACAUUUUGGAAUACGUGUUACUGGGUAGCAGCUAGCGAACUUGCUUGUUAGCUACCUACUGCAAUUUACUUGAAUACACGUUAGCUAGCAAUCAAAUGAAAGAAAGGUCUGAAGUUAGCUAACUUUUAUGAAAAGCUAGUAACCAUGUGUAGCUGACUUACUGUUGUUGGCUAGCUAGCCAAAGACAGACAUUUGAUACAAUGUUGUUCAGCUAGAGCUGUGGAACUUACUUAGAAGCUUGGUAAAACUUAACGUUACUCAGAAUAACACUCAUGUUAUUUUAGCUAGCUACUUGCAAUAAAGGAAACCAUGUAUUUUACUUGCUUGUUUUUAGCUACCUAGCUAGCAUUCUUCUGACUGCCGUUUUCAAACCAGAUAACGUUAGAUAGCAAUAUUACAUCCUUGAGAAGUCUGUCGCCAGCCAAGUUACUCGUCUUGGGUAUUUUAUUUUCGUUUAAAGUUGCGGGGAUAUUAUAUCAGGAGCCAGGAUAUUAUUGACAAGAGGCUAACAUUAGCUUUCAUACUGGUUCAGUGGUUGAACUUGUGGUGGCAAGGCUAGCUCCCAUUGCUAUAAUAGUUGGAUCUCGUCCUCUGUUAGCUAGCUGUCUUGAUUGACAGGGACUUUCUUGCAAAGAUCAUCGGACCAUGUUUUUGUAAUGGUCUUACUUUUAAGGGACCAUUGUUAUUAGCUAAAUACAUAGCUAGCGAAACAAGAAAAUUGCUGAGGAUGACUGGCUCAGAAAUUAAUCUUUCAAAUGCUGAUUUGGGAGAAUUUGACUCAGAAAGUCUCCCUUCAAACUCCGGUUUGGGAGACUUGCCAUGGCUUUGCAUGGUUACGCUGUUCAUUGCCUCCAUCAUUACAUUGAUACUGUAUCUAGUACAGUAUUUUUACAGCGAUCUACGGAUACAGAUGCCUGAGCAAAACAAUGCUGGUUCGGGGGAAGCGGACGUUCUGUUGGGAUGGGCGCUUUCACUGAACAGUUGGAAAAGUCAAUGGAGAGGGGCUUGGUGCAGAGCUUUGAAUGAGGAAUCGACGAAGUCUGGGUGCCCAGUGCAACUAAUAUUAGAAGAGGACGGCCUCGAGUCAUCAGAACUGGUGGUUGGCCAAGUGUCCAGCUUCAAGAAGUCUGCUCGUCAGAAGGCUGCACGAUGCAAGGUGGUCGGGGACAAGCUUCAGUUCUCCCUCAGUGCUUCACCAUCAGCCAUGUCUCCAGGAGAUCCCUGUAGGUACAGCGUAAAGAUAUCUCCACUUGAACUGCAGUUGGACUUGCAGAUGAGGGAGGCUGAAGGGCAGGUGCAGGUGGUCUGGGGGGUGUGCCAUCUCGAGACUUGGGACCUGCAGCUCAGCCCCAGCUUCACACAGGACCAUGCCACAGGCCCCAGUGUGGCUGCAGUAAAGGACAGGCUGAGACAGCUGCUGUGUGCGGUGCGUCCCUCCAUUAUGCUGAGUUGCAGGCCUGCUGAGGCCACAGAGGUCAAGGAGGCCCGUAACAAGGUGACAUCACCGCCCAAGCCCCCCCGCGCUCACGACUGGAAGCUGCUGGUAAAGAAUAUCCGGGUAACGUGUAAGGAGCAGGAGGACGGUGCUGCAGGCAGUCUGAAUCCCCUGUGUGUGCUGCAGCUAGAUGACCCUCCACAGAAACUCUCCACUUCAGUCCUACAGAACACAGCCAGUCCAGCCUGGGACCAGCCCUUCAUCUUUGAGCUGAAUGGACAAUCAAAAGAGCUGAAAAUUCAGCUGCUGGAUGAUGGGAAACCACAGGAGAACUCCAUACUGGGUCAAGUAUCUGUGCCUUUUGAUCUGGUGAAGAAGCAGCCCAAAGGACAGCAAACAUUUACAAUCAUGACCAAAGACCAAGUGACAGGGUCACUUACUGCUGAGUUGACCUACCUGAAACCCAGUGAGGUGCGGUCGUGGCAGUCCCCUACUCCAGCCCCCACUAAGAGAGUGGAGAUGGACCGCACAGUCAUGCCCUGCGGUACUGUGGUCACCACAAUCACUGCAGUGAAGAGUAAACCAGGUCGACCACUACUGCCUGGACUAAAUAUAACCCAGCAGACCCCCUCCAAUCCUCCCAGAGGCACCAAGUCCAAGGUGUCAGGACGAAGGGUGUCGGAGCAGCCGUCCAUGCUGGGGACCAUGGGGAGCAAGGCCUUGUCCUCCUCCGACACAGAGCUACUCAUGCUCAACGGGACCGACCCCGUGGCCGAGGCUGCCAUCCGCCAACUCCACGAGUCCGCCAAGCAGAAGCUCAAGUCCCCGGUCAAGAAGAGCACUAUCAUCAUCUCAGGAGUGACCAAGACUCCUCUGUCUCAGGAUGAUGAGAUGGUUCUGAUGGCGGGCUAUGCUGCUGCGAUGGAUGCCACUAUGUCGGAGGGGGGAUCUCAGGAGAUUGCUGUGGCAACUGCAUCAGUACUAAAAGCCAGUAGCAAACCCCUGGAGGUGUCGUCAGACCCCCAGGAGGGUCCCAGUGGAGUGGCCCAGGCUCAAGCCCAGCAGGCCCCGGAGGACUUGGAGUGCCAAGCAGGACAGGGCACAGACCAAGAUCCAGACACAACCUCCAUGUCACUAUGCAUCUCAGAGUCUGGAUCCAAAAAGAGCAGAGGAGGCAGCUUCCUGCACAGGAGUGCCAAGCUGUUCUUCCGCCGGCGCCGCCAGUGCAAAGACCCGGGGAUGAGCCAGUCGCACAACGACCUGGUGUACUUGGAGCAGCCUGUGACGGUAGACCGGGAGAAACGCACGUCCACCUUCAGCCGGAUGCUGAACCGCAAGCUGCUGCCCACGAGCAAGAGCACAGCCAACGGCUCCACCACCACCCAAACAGUGACACCUGUUCCUACCCCAGGGGAGCAGCAUGCAGCCUGACCUCCAGCCCCCCCACUCUACCACCCCUACCACCCUCUGCUUCUCCUCUAGGCCUCUAGCCCACCUCUCCUUCCCCUCUGGGGCUCCAGUCCCCCUCUACUUCCCCUACGAUGGUCCUCUACCCCCCCUCCACUCCACCACCCUCUCCUUCCACUCCGAUAGUUCUCCAUCCCCCCACUCCACCACCCUCUCCUUUCCCUCCGAUAGUCCUCCACCCCCCCACUCCACCACCCUCUCCUACCCCUCCAAUAGUUCUCCACUCCACCACCCUCUCCUUUCCCUCCGAUAGUCCUCCACCCCCCCACUCCACCACCCUCUCCUACCCCUCCAAUAGUUCUCCACUCCACCACCCUCUCCUUUCCCUCCGAUAGUCCUCCACCCCCCCACUCCACCACCCUUUUCUUCCCCUCCGAUAGUACUCACCACCCUCUUCUUCCCCUCAGAUAGUACUCACCACCCUCUUCUUCCCCUCAGAUAGUCCUCCAUCCCCCCACUCCACCACCCUCUCCUACCCCUCCAAUAGUACUCACCACCCUCUUCUUCCCCUCAGAUAGUACUCACCACCCUCUUCUUCCCCUCAGAUAGUCCUCCAUCCCCCCACGUUGCCUCCACAUCUACCACCUUGCACUGACUGAUAGACUCCACUUCCUGAUCCGUGAAUCCUCCAUUACUGGUUGGAAGGCAGUAUGGAGGUAAAAUAUUCUCUUUAUCUCCCUCCCUCCGGCUCUUCCACAAACUUCACUUUUUUUUGUAGCAAGAAAUAUUUGAAAGUGUUUUUGGGUAAUGCUAAUUUGAAAUGUUUUUUUUUCACCUCCAUGCCAUUUCAUGAUAAUAUUUUUGUAAUUUAAAAAAAAUACAUAUUCUCUAUUUGUGGCCUUCUAAACCAGAAGAAUAAUCUACUUGUGGCCAACCUGCACCCUCAUCCUAUUAGUGUAGUAACACAGAACAAUGAGACAGAUAUUUCACCGGAUGUAUAAAUGUGAAGCAUCUGGUUGGUGUUUCCACUCACUACCAAAUAUGGUUAUGAGAGAAAGCCAAGUGGUUGUCAGCGGGAGAAGAUGGAGUGAGAUGGAUUUUGGCCAACCUCCUGCUAGAUUUCUCAUUGAUUAAACAUUUAUGUCCAUACAGUUUUCUGCUUCCAUAACUAGAAUCGGUAACAAACCGAGUGGACUACACUUUGUAGACUUUACCCUUUGCCAAAGUUUUGAAAAUGCCGUUGUUUUGGAGUGCAAAGGCGAUUUGUUAUUGCACACGCGCACUUCAUAGUAGGCGUUCCCGAACGGAAAUAUUAAAAUAAAUUCUAUAAAGCGCUAAUAAGAUCUCACUAGCUCGUGCUUGGCUCUGCCCACCUCCUUGUUUGUUCUGCCCAGUAUGAUUAAUUUGCUCCCAUUGGAAACGACAGGCUCUGGUCUAUUUUGGGUUGGUUAUAAAAAUAUUUGGUAGUGGGGUCAACCCUGACCUUUGACCUCUUAAAGGGUCCGAUUGAAAUGUGGCCCAGAGGUACCAAAGAAGGAGAGAAGAGUGGUGUUGACAUGAUUUGCACACAUUGCUAGAUACAUUUUCUAGGUUUUACACUCAAGGUGUGAUUUAAAAAAAAAAAAAGCUUUUUAAGAGUAAUUACUUGAACUGCUCUUGUGAUAACCUCUCUGUAUAAAUAUCAAGCAGUUUGUGGAGGCACUUUGUGAUUGAGAGAGGAGUUUGUGUUGACAAAGGGAGACAGUUUGUUCCACUGCAAGGCUGAUACUAGUGGGAGAUGAUAAAGCCUAACAUUUUAAUUCAAGACAUCUUAUCAAAAGUAUACAAACUUCAGAGCUACUGAGAAAAUCUUGCCAGACUAAACAUUUCAGACAUCAACAGUUAUGGCAGUUCUGUGUAAGUUAUCUUUUGAUGUCAUUGGUUAUCUCAUACAGUUUUGUAAAGUCCAAAAUUACACUUGGUAAUAAAGAAUUGGGAAUUUCCACCAUAAACACUAUUUCAAAACAGUGCAGUGACAUUAUGGAAAAUAUGAAAAUUGCAAUUUUCUGUUUGAUAACAUUUUAAAAUAUUUUUUUGCUUUGUGUUAUCACUUUUCCUUUAAAUAUUGCAGUGUUUUAAAUGCAAUUUCCUCUAGUCUUCUGACCUAAAGAUUCCUUACACUACAACUGCCUGGGGUUGGUGAGGUAGAAAAUGGAACCCCAGUGACAUCAUGCUGGGAGAGGGAACGAAUGUGACACUACCUCAAGGCAUACUUGUUGCAGUGUUCACUAAAAACACAGGGGUCAUUCACUCAUGCGUUUCUGCUGUUUUUUGUUUUAAAAAUGAAAUGUAACAUAUCAGCGCUUUAAACAUUGUCUCAACAGAAAGGAUGAUACAUCUUUGGGAAAUCUGAAUGGUUUGACUGCUUUGAGAUUUUAUCUAGCUAAUGAUUGUACUUUUAUUUAAGCAGGUAAAUUAAAUGAGUUGUUUUAAGAUAAAUUCCCUGCCAACUACUGUUUUUAUUCUCAUUGAAUGAGCCUACUGAGAGGACUGCUAUACUGUUAUGGACAUGAUGGCAGUACUCAACAUGGACAUAGUAGUCAGAUGCCCUACUGUUUACAAGGCUUUUGAAGAGACUGGAGAACAGUUGUUCUACCUGUGUAGUAGUGACAAACUGUAGUGGGAUUCCCUCUUGAAAAUGGUCAAUUCUUCAGGUAUGACCAGUCUUCGAAUGACUUGGGACAUGCUGUCCCAGAACAGCAGUAGCUGUGCUAUCUAUACCUAUGAUCUGGUGUUUUCAGAGGACUUGAGAAUGUUGCUGAGUGGCAUUAAAAUGACAAAGAGGAGCCAGUUGGAUUUCCCCUCAACAACCCAUAUGAAAACCUAAUCAAUGAGCUGUGUUUUUAUGAUAUCCUUGGAUGACUGAUUACACUGGGGUAUCUGGUUGCUGAAAAAAAGGGUAUGCCAUUUGUGUUGAUCUUGAACAACAGCAUUAACUAAGUUCUCUGUCUGCUGCAGAUACUGUAUGGGUUAUGUGUCCAUAUUAUUCUUUUUUUUACGUCCCUCCUGUGAAGUAUGAACGAGUGUCAAACGCCUCAGAUCCUGUAACCGGUCACAUAUUUGUACAGUGUGGGUCAAAUAUUGACGUAAGCUCCUGGAAGGGUUCCCAAUGAGCUGACUGCUCCUUGUUUCAGUAAAUAAGGUCCCUUUUAAAGCCAUCUUGCAGCUAGAGGUGUAUGCCGAAACCCAAAGUCAUCUUUAAACCUUGUUAAAACUUCAGAAAAGAAUGUGGGGAGUUUUAAACAUGCAAACUUGAUUCUAAGCCUAAUCAAUGGCAACUGACAAGUGCAAGAUUAUGCAUUUCAAUAAGCAGUGGGCCUGUAUAUUAUUAAACAGCUUGCUGACAUUUUAUAUUGUCUCUGUGAAACGUACAGAACCUGGUUGCCUGCUAAUAUUUAAUUCCAGUCAAUGCCAUGCAGGGAUUAUGACUAAUUAUUGACAUAUCAGGUUUAACAUCUUGAGCAAUAAAUAUUAACUGAAUAACCA
Molecule: messenger RNA, 6717 nt
Organism: Oncorhynchus masou masou (cherry salmon)
Lineage: Eukaryota; Metazoa; Chordata; Actinopteri; Salmoniformes; Salmonidae
Product: C2 domain-containing protein 2-like
Exons: 13
Coding region: 1078-3216 (712 amino acids)
Source: RefSeq, a predicted model, not a curated record